Molecule: messenger RNA, 669 nt
Organism: Menidia menidia (Atlantic silverside)
Lineage: Eukaryota; Metazoa; Chordata; Actinopteri; Atheriniformes; Atherinopsidae
Source: the annotation of a GenBank genome assembly
AUGGUGGCAACGAUAGACUGCGUGGAAAAAUCCAAACCCACAGCUGGAAACAAGGUUUCCAAACCACUGAUGGAAAAGAAACGAAGGGCUCGAAUAAACCAGUGUCUGGACGAGUUAAAGACUCUUUUGGAGAGCUACUACAGCAGCUGUAUUCGAAAACGCAAAUUGGAAAAGGCCGACAUCUUGGAGCUAACUGUGAAACAUCUGAGGAACCUCCAAAAGAUCCAGAGCUGCUCUGCCGCCGCCUCCGAGUGUCCGGAUUACCAGUCCGGGUUCCGCAGCUGCCUGGCCAACUUCAACCACUACCUGCUAAUGGCGGAUCACCUGAGCGGCAGGGACCAGUGGACGUUGGCGCGGGUCUCCAACGCGCUGGGCCGCUCCUGUGGGAGGGGGGAGGCGUCCAGCACCAUGGACAGCGGCACGGUCACUGGCACAGACGCGCAGGACGAGGCGCGGAGGCCUGCGUCCGCGGCCGGACCCGCGGAGCCGCAGGCUGCCCAGCGCAAAGCUCCCGGACGCCAGAGCGAGGACGCGUGCCACUUUUCUGGCCCCAAACCGCCCUCAGAAUGUGCACGCACGUCAAAUUCUGCUCGGGACGACUCCGGUUUCAAGAGCUGUGUCGACCGUGGGGCCCCAAACGCACCGCGGAGCGUGUGGCGGCCCUGGUAG